This is a messenger RNA of Colletotrichum godetiae, 778 nucleotides long. Its product is annotated as AAA-ATPase Vps4-associated protein 1-domain-containing protein. Gene Ontology annotation, biological process: vacuolar transport. Bases 115 to 654 code for a protein of 179 amino acids. The record is from RefSeq and is a predicted model, not a curated record. Lineage: Eukaryota; Fungi; Ascomycota; Sordariomycetes; Glomerellales; Glomerellaceae. The transcript has 2 exons. Gene Ontology annotation, cellular component: endosome.
CAAGUCUUGCCAACGCCUGCUUCACCCUUGGGGUCGGUUUCGACUAGCCGAGCCUACCGAAAACCGCCCUGACCUCAAUUCCUCCGAGAAGAUUACACAAUCCCGAGCGACAACAUGUCAUUCUCCAACAUCUACACCCACCGCAAGGUCGCGGAAACGGCGGCCAAGGGCUGCGAUGUCUGCUACCGUGCAACAAGCAGCGUCCUUGUCGCCCCCGAGAAUAAGGAUUUCUUCUAUGUCUGUCCCAGCCAUUUGAAGGACAAGAACUUCUGCUCCCCUAUCAUCGACAAAGAGGCCGUCGAAGCGAAGAAGAAAAAGGCUCUCGAGGAUGAGGUUGAGCGUGUGAAGAAGGAGUACGAGGACAAACAAAAGAAGAAGAAGGAAAAAGAAGAGAAAGAAAAGGAGAAAGACAAGGACAAGGAGAAGGAGAAGGAGAAGGAGAAGGAGAAGGAGAAGGAGAAGGAGAAGGAGAAGGAGAAGGAGAAGGAGAAGGAGAAGGAGAAGGAGAAGGAGAAGGAGAAGGAGAAGGAGAAGGAGAAGGAGAAGGACAGGGAGAAAGACAAGGAUGACAAAAAGACAGAAGACGAAAAGAAGGAAGACAGCGCCAAGGCAAGUUGUUUGAUGUUCCGCGUCUUGCCUUCUUGUCCCAUAUGAAGGCUAGUUUUCUGGACUCUCAGCUAACAAGCCCCAAGGACGGCACUGACACGCAAACUCCGACCGCGGAAGAGGAGCCUCGCGUGUUCGCACUUCAAAAGUAUGGCCUGUUUUCAUGAUAUAC